Molecule: messenger RNA, 9836 nt
Organism: Coregonus sp. 'balchen'
Lineage: Eukaryota; Metazoa; Chordata; Actinopteri; Salmoniformes; Salmonidae
Source: the annotation of a GenBank genome assembly
GUGCAGCAGCUGCUACGUCAUCGCGGUCUCUCCAGUUUCACUCCAUCAGUAGAAAUCGCAAAGCUUGAGUCUCCUGGAAAAACCGUUUUUAUGGACUUUAAAAACGUUGCGGACGGUACGUUUGACUUCUAACUAAAACUUAGAAUUUGAUCAGAAUGUUAUUGAUUUUAUGAGAUAAACUCAAAAGGCACAUGCAAAUGAAGUCCAUGUUCAACAAGUUCGUUUGCGGCUAAAUUAAAUAUCCGUUAAACAAUUAGCUAGCUAACUUAUCUAGCUAGCUAGCUGACAGUAGAAGUACUUACGGACUGAACUCAACUCCAUUUUGGAAAAUACAGAUGUGUUGGCUAGUUAAUUUACCGGUUGCUAUUUUGCUAAUGUUUACAAAAGAAACGUUACUUAGCUAGCUAAAGAACAACAACGCUAGUAACUAUUAUAGCUUAGUUACAUUUAUUGCUAGGUAACUAACUAAUCAUUUUAUGUUGCUGAAAUUAGCUAACUGUAUCCGUGGAACUGAAGUCCAAGCCAUGGACAACAACAUGCUGAGUUUUCAAAAUCCAAAAACGAUUUCUCCACAUGCGUUCUGUUCUUUUGUUGGGCUCAACUUGUCCCAACUUGAGCUGUUGAAGCACAGUGCCCGUAAUUUGAGAGGGGCAGCCAGUAGUGGGUGAUGCAGAAAUCUAGCUUCCAAAGAAGUUAGCUACCAAUCAAUCAAUCAUAUUUAUUUUGUUAUUUUCUUUGACAAUACAUUAGUCUACAUUUGAUCUGGGGGGGGGGGAAAUACACAUAUCAGAUCCGUGACUUCACAAAAACAUUAAAAACAUCCAGUUCGCGAGGAUGCUGUUGAUGCUGCAGUCGCGUGCAUUAUGGAAUCAUUUAGGAUUGUUUAGGUGCAAUAUUUUGAUAACAUGUGUCUCCCCAGGGAGCCCGUAAAGUGGGACGCGCCGGUCUGUCUCCAUGGUGAUCGAGAGGACGCCAUGCCUCGGUGUCGCGGCGUACAGCUGAAGGGGGCGUGCACCAAUAGGAAACGACUACUCGUUCUCUGUGUUCAAUCUCAUAAAGGAUGGUAAGGACAUCACGGCGUCGACUCGACAUCAGUAGAAUUGGGUAGAUUACCGUCGAAUACGUAUGUAAUGCUGAGCCUUUUUGUGUCAUCAUACGGUUCAUUCAUGUUCUAAGUGGUGGAAUCCUUGCUUUUUUUCUUCCAUAUUCUCCAAUCUGUGUUCAUGCUCUUGUUAUAUUGCUAUGAUACUUGCAGAAGGUUUGUUUCUCCCUGACCUUGAUUGAGAUGCUGCUUUUCUAAUCUGUAGCACACAAUAAUCUCUUCAUUGUUGUCUGUCACAAAAAAAAGAAUAACCAAGUAUAAAUGUCUUGUCUUUUUCAGCCAUUUUACAAUAACGUCUAUUACCCGUACCAGCCAGAGACCCAAGGGACCCACUCAUCAGCUGGGAUCCCCUCCCUCCUAAACUCCCCCCUGAGCCAGCCCUCCUCCAGCAGCCGGUGUCCUCCAGCACCACCACCAGCCAUGUCUGCCUCCACAUCCACCACCAUCCCGCCCUUCAAAUUCCGGCCGCGGCGCGAGAGCGUAGACUGGCGCCGGAUCAGCGUGGUGGACGUGGACCUGGUGGCCAGCGAGCUGGACUUCCAGACCCUGCAGGAGCACAUCACAGGGGUGACCUUCUGCAACGUGGAGGGAGAGCGUUGUGUCCGCUGCCAGAGCCCCGUGGACCCGGCGCUGCUCAAGCUCUUCCGCCUGGCCCAGCUGACAGUGGAGUACCUGCUGCACUCCCAGGAGUACCUGACCCUGAGCCUGGGGGCGGCCGAGGAAAGGCUGCAGACCCAGGCCCGCGAGCACCAGCAGCUCCUGGCCCAGCAGCAGAAGCAGGCGGACCAGGCCAAGGCACUGAAGACGGAGCUGAAACAGAGGAAGAAAAUCAUUGCCCUCAACCAGCAGGCUAUGAUCAACAUGACCAAUUGCCAUAAGGUACUGAACACCUCCUCACACUGCACGCUUCUUCUCAGUGUCGGUUUCCAUUUGCAUUGUACAACAGUCAGUCCCCCCACCCCCCUUCCUCCUGGGUCCCCCUCUUAGCCAUUGUUCCCCAGGUGGUAUUCAGAGCUGCUUUAGCUUUGUUCAAUUGUAAUUGUCAGAAAAGUGAGAAUGCUAACAGGAGGUAAUCUUUGUACAUAUCUACCUCAAUUACCUCGUAUCCCUGCACAUCAAUUCGGUACUGGUACCCCAUGUAUAAAGCCAAGUUAUCGUUACUCAUUGUGUAUUUAUUCCUUUAAAACAUUUUCUCUGCAUUGUUGGGAAGGGCCCAUAAGUAAGCAUUUCAGUUAGUCUGUUAGUCUACCUAUUGUUUAUGAAGCAUGUGACAAACACAAUUUAAUUGGAUUUGGUUAAAAUUAAUUAUUACAUUUAAAUCAGAUACAUAGUAUUGGAAAUAGGUUCACCUCGUACUGUAGCUGUAAUGUGGCCACUUUAUAAGGAUUGGUAUACGUAGUCAUUAUCAGCCUUGUUUUGGGACCUAAACAAUAGGAUUGUGCUCUGAGCAGAUGGCGUCAGCUGGUGAUAAUUAGACCUACUUCUUUUAAUCCACUUACAAAAGGGUGGCAAGAGCCGUAACCAAAAUGACUGAACCACACCCCCCCACACCCUCAUUCAUGUUUCCAUAAUGACAUUGGUCUCGUGUCAACAGGACGUUUUGAUGUUCUUCUAUUUUCUGCUCCAGAAUUACCUUUGUUUCCACAUUGAAUGUAUGCAUUUAUUGUACAGAUGUAGAAUAGAAGGAGAUAUCCUUAUAUUUUUUAAUGGCAUUGCUGUUGACCAGGGCCCAGCUGUUGCCAAGGCAACACCUAGUGUUUCAUAUGACUGAGCAUUGUUGCUAGGUGAGAGUGCCCUCCCCGGCUAACAGGCGUGUUGAUAACCGAGGCGUCAAUUAUUGAUGGACCACCAUGCAUCUAAAAAUAGACCUAGAUGUGUUGAUUGUUUCACACAGGUACUCAAAUGUUUUGCAUCAAGCUACAUUUACAGAUACAGAGUGUAUCUGAUACACAGUAUCUAGCCUAAUUGUCUGCAAAGCACAGAAAUGUUGCCUAAAUUGUAGUACUUUUAUCAUUCAAGAAACGUACUGCCUAUUUCAGCCUGUGUUGUUAAUGCAAUCUAGAAAAUGAAAGUUUUAGUCAGCUUUUAUUUUUACUGUCUCACACAUCAAGACACAGCAAACGGAUGCCAACAGAUACACAACUGCCUUGAUUCUAUCAAUGACCAGACCUAAUUCAAUUUCACUAGCGAUUUCCAAAGUUAUUCCAGAGCAGCAAUGCAAUUACACAACACAACAACAAGGGUCUCUGUUGUAGGAACCACCACUUCCCCUGCAGCAUAGUAGAGCACCAGCACGCGGUGCAACAAGGUAUCGGUAGCAGUGCGGUUAAAUUUGAAUGAAGGCACAGAUGCAGGCUGUGUUGGUGUCGGGCGUUAAAUGUGGCGUGUGAUGUGGUUGCUCCAGCGUUUAAUCUGCCCUGUCUGUGACUCCCCCUGUGAGCUGGAGCGAGGUGACGCCAGGCAUACGGGGUGUAUCAAGUCACUCACGCUAUGAAGAUCUGUCUCCCAUGAAACAGUCACUAAAGCUUAUUGGUAGAUGGUAUAGUCACUAUGUAGAUCUGUCUCCCAAGAAACAGUCACUAAAGCUUAAUGGUAGAUGGUAUAGUCACUAUGUAGAUCUGUCUCCCAGGAAACAGUCACUAAAGCUUAAUGGUAGAUAGUAUAGUCGCGGCUUGAGCUUUGGGUUCAGAUGUGUUCAUCUUUUACACACAGCCCAAGUUGCCUAUUACGAAAUUGGCCUUACAUUUGAUCUAUAAGUGAAGGUAGCAAACAACAUGUAUUCAGACCAUUGAUUCAUUGCAAUCUUUGCAUGAAAAACUUUGCAAGUUGCCAUGGGAAUGUACUGUAGAUGAAUAAUUACAUUUCUUUUUCUUUUCCUUUAGUGUCAACAUUGUGAUAAAGCCUUCAUGAAUUCCUCCUUUCUCCAGAAUCAUAUGCAACGUCGCCAUCCAGACGAGUACGACAGCCGUAAGUCAAGAGAGCUUUAAAAGGUUUGAUCAUCAGUUUAAAGAGAACGGUAGGGAAAGUAAGGUAAGAAGGUUUGAUGCAGCCAACCGCCCUGUCUCCCCUGACAGUCCCAUAGGGUCCCAAUGGUAUGGGUGUCCCCAAGCUCACCACAGUGUUCCUACAAGGCCGGAAAACCAGUUCCUAUGACAUCCCAGUCUAGUUUGCAGCAGCAGUAGACAUGUCAUUCACUCCCACACAGUCUAGCAGAAAGAGAGAGAUUUAUCUUUGAGCCCGGCCCUGAAACAGCAGUUAGGCUAUCUUUUUCUUCAUGAGUAUGUCUCUGUAAUUGUCUCUCUCAGAGUUAAGGACAGGCAACCAGAGGAAAGUGAAGAGCAUUGCCGAUGAAGAGGAGAUCAGUCGGCUGAAAGGGCAGCUGAGUAAGACCACAUCUGAGCUGGAGUCACAGAAGCAAGCCCUCUUGGCCAAGGCCUCUCAGGUGGGACAAUAGGAACCGUGCUUGUUUCCAUGGCGUUGAUCAGCUUCGUUAUUGAAUGCAAUGUUUGCACUUUUGCAUUUCUUUAGAGGUUUUGACCAUUUUCAUUCCCUUUCAUCUGUAGGAAAGAGACCAGCAGUCCAUGCACCAGGAUUGGAUGAGAAAGCUAGAGAGAUGGAAGGAAGAAGAACACAGGAAGAUAGAGGAGAUGAGAGACGGUUUCCGGAGGGAGAUAGAGAUGCUUCACAACCAGAACGCUCUUCUUCAACAAGUUAGUCCACUACUCCAUUUGUCAAAGCACUGACUUUCAUGGUUCUGUGUCCAAUUCAAACUGAUGCGUUGGUGAUUUGGUGCUGUAAGUCAGCGAGGUUUUUGUUUGAUGGGAUCUGUACAGAAAGUGGACCUCCAGAGGACCAAUCCUGAGAGGAGGCCCAGUCCUGCUCCCCAACAGACUGACCAAGACAUGGAUGAGAAAAAACAAGCUUGUGGUCCAGAAGAUGGAUCAGAAACACAGGAAACUGGUAAGCAGCUAAGCAGUGCUUCUUAUCUUUAAAUAAUUCAAGUUGUGAUAAAAACAUUGAUCAACAAUUUAUUUUGUUACAGGAGGAAAGGUUUACAUCAAAAAUUGAAAAAAUGAAGGCUAACCAUGAGAGCGAAAAGAAUCAGGUAAGAUAUGGAUGACGUAUCUGUGACGUUUUCAUGAAGAACACUGGUUAACAGAACUACUUGUGAGUUCUGUUGAAUAGUUCAUUAAAGGUCAUCAGAGAGCCUUGAAAGAGGCUGUGUGCUCUCUAACAUCUAUGUCUGUCCUAUGUCUCUUCUCAGUGGCAGGAUCAGUUUAGCAGGUUGGAGUCGUCUGUGGUGGAGUGGCAGCAGCAGAGCCAGAGGCAGAAGGAAGAGAGUGGCCAGCGGCUUCAGGAGCGGGACCUAAUCAUCCUCUCUCAGAGAGAGCAGGUCAGUUCACUCACCACCGGGGCAGCUGGGAAUAUGAGGAAACGAGGCGCCUGCUCGGCCCUCAUACAGGAAAUCCUGGAUUGACGGCGCCGGAUGGACGUGUCAUGUUUUCAUACGCUCAUAUAGUGUAGUCGACAGGGCCGCUCUGACUUCAUAAGCAUGUUAAGGAGUUCACUUAAAUUAGAUUACGCCAUUGGGGUUCAACAGCAGGGGUUGAAUACAAAACAUAAAAAAUAUAUAUAAUUUAAGAAAUGUAGCUAAUUGUACUGCUUCAUUUCACAGAUUAAGCACAUGUCCUCAAAUCCACCUACUAAAGUAGUUGAAGUUCCAGGUAUGCAUACAUUUUCUUUGACUUUAUUUUUUUUAUUACUAUGUUUAUAUUUGUGGAAUUUGGAUAUUAGCUUGAAUUUGGACAUUAGCUUGAAUUUUGAUAUCUUGAACUUGGAUAUUAGCUUGAAUUUGGAUAUUAGCUUGAACUUGGAUAUUAGCUGUUUGUAGUUCUGUAAAUAACCUGUUAUUACAGACUAUUGUUCCUACUUUGUAUGUUUCAGUGAUCAUAACAGCCCCAGCACCAGAGCCUAAACCAAAGAGAGUAGUGAAUGGUAAGUUGUUAGCAGGAGAUUCUAACAACUUAGCUCAGUCAAUCUAGACAUCUGCAUCCUUUUGUUUAGAGAAAAGGUAUGCUAGCAUGUAACCAGACUGUUCUGUCAGCGAUCUCUCUCUCUGUUGAUCAGACCUCCCAACUAGACACCAUUAGAGAUCAAUGUUAUAGUGCCCUCUACCUGAGUUCCCUCCUCCUAAUUCCCACUCUUGUCUGACCUCUGACCCCCUGUGCUGUCCAAUCAGAGCAGCCUCCCUCUGCUCCUAAACUGGAUCCUAUAGAGGAGCUGUCUGAGGAGGACAAAGGUAACACAGUCUAGACGGCAGCAGCAGCGUCUGUCUGCUCGAUGCAUGCUCUCUGCAUGGACGUCUCAGUCGGUUUGUGAUGCCUGCCAUGUAGUCAGUCGAGUCAGUCAAAGCCACAUUGGCCCAAAAAAGCAUCAAGAUGUUAUCCUCCUCUGCCUGUCCCUCUGCAGAAUCCUGUGGCUGUUAGCUGCAGUUACAUCUAUGGCACGGGUCAAUGUAGAUGGAAGAAGGGAAGCUGAUAUGCACCUCUCUCUCUCUCUCUCUCUCUCUCUCGCUCUCUCUCUCUCUCUCAAAUCAUUUUCAUGCUUGCCCGGCCUGUCCUCUGAAACUACAAAGGCGUCAGUGUUAUUUUGAGUGUGUUAUCAAGUAGACUAUUGAGCUACUAAGUGUAUGUGUGUAACUGUUCUGUACCUGUCUGGUGCUUGUCAUAGACUGGUCCAGCGUGUCUGAGAAGAAGCCUGUUGUUGUAAAGAAGCAGCCGUCUCCUGUGACCAGUGUCCUGAGGAAGAACCCCAACAUCAAGAGGGAGCUGCGUCCCGCCCUGGAGCAAGCACUCCUAGAGAAGCUUGAGUCCCUGGGAGUCAAACCUGUACGUACUGUACCUUCAUGAGUACACAAAUACACAAGUGCACCUUUUAACAUCACACUCUGUAGAAGAUCUAUGCCGUCAAAGAGUGAGCCUGACAGAGCCACCGUCAAAAACGUAAAACAAAUUGCCUUCGCUAAUAGACUUGAGGGAUCAUUUGUUUCCCCAGUAAAGAGAAUCAUUUUGAUAGUUAAACGUUUUCCAUUUUCUAAUCUACACAACUCUGUAGGGGCUGAGGGGACUCCGAGCCAGCGAGUACAGUGAUAUCAUGGCUAAGGUGCGCUCGGAGAGAGAGAGUGCGGCGAGGGACAUUCCGGACUACUGGCGUCACCGUGAGGAUGUGACUCACACACUGCGUCUGAGACUGAAGGACAAGAGGACGGGGAGUGACUCUGCCCCCGAGCAGCGGGUCAAACCCAAACAACCCACUCAAGGUACAUGUGGGGAGUAUGAUGUCUUAGAACUUUUAACUCAUUCCAGAAUGUUAAUGUGGUUUUUGCUGAGGGGUUCAAACCAAAGACACAUUUCAACUCGUGGGUCUAUUCCAUUCUCUUGUGAUAGUUUUCUGGCAUGCUGCUGGUGACAUAAAAAAAGUCCCCCCUAAUCAAUGUAACAUUUAAGCCAUAAGCCUUAAGCUCCUCGCAACAUGAGUCAUCUUCGUCACCAUUUUAACCUACUGAGGCCUUGAGACGUCCUCAAACUAACUAAUCAGCUAACUGCUGUUGUUGUUCUGUCCCUCCAUACAGUGACCCAGGCCAGACAACGGUCCAGCAGCCUUUCCUCCAAGGUGACCCAAGUGAUGUCAGGACCACCAGCAGCGCCUGCCAAACAGCUGCAGACGACCCCCCAGCCUGCCCCCCGGACCCUUACCAGUACCCUGCCCAAGACCACCCUGCCCAAGACCUCCACUCCCAAGUACGUACCUAGUCAGAAUCUCCUGCUGUUUGUCUUAAUGCAUGCCAGAUAGACACCAUGUCUAAAGAGACUACCUCACCACUGGCUUCAUUUAUGUGGUAUCAGUUUCUUAUCACGCCAAAGAUAUCGGGGUACAUAGUCUGUUGCAUUGAGAAGGAUACCAUAGAAAGUUAGUUGUCUUAUAAGCUGUCUCUUAUUACCUUAUAAGGAAGUGAUUGAUUGUAUGUUCUUUUCAAAUGAUGAUAUUGCCUUUGUCCUCAUAGGACCCCUCCCUUCAGCUCAGACGACGAGUCAUCAUCAGAGGAGGAGUCUGAGGAGGAAGAGGAGGAGGAGCCACCUCACAAACCCAGACAGGAGCAGAGAGUCCCUCAUCACGGAGCCUCCCAGCCCAAACCAACACAACCCAAGACCACCCCCCAUCACAAACUCACCCAGUCCAAACCGGUCCAGGCCAGAUCAAGCCAGCCCAAACCGGUCCAGCCCAGGACCACCCAGGCUCAGCCAUCUAAACCCCAGCAGCCCAGAAGCACUGCGGUCAACACGACCAAGACGGCAGUCACUGUGGUAGAGAGCGAGGGAGAGUGGACAGAGGGGAGUGAGUUGGAGGAGAUCGACACACAACAGCUCCAGAACUACAAAGACCAGAAUGGGAACGUACAGAAGACUACAAACAGUAAGAGGGACUUUUGUUGUUUUUACUGCUGGUUUACUCCUUUGUGUGGUAUUAAGUGCUCAUUUCAGAUAACAACACACAUGCCCCAAGUCUGCAGCCUUUUCUUUUUUAAUUGUGUGUGUAUUGAUAACUGUUGCCAUAUGUUUUUAUGUGUUGUGGUGACCAUAUUUGUCUUUCCAGAUAACCUGGUCAAGGACUUGACUAAGAGCCUGGAGAAGCAGCUUGCAGACAGAGGACCAAAAAAGCCACUAGGGGGAGUGAGCACCUUACCAGAGUGGAAAGACAAAGAUGUUGUACGGGAACUCAAGGUGAGAAAUCCUCUCUAGUCUCCUCUCUGCAGUGUCAUCAUCAACUCAGAGUAACAUAAGACCGAGAGAACAAACAGAAAAUGUGCGGACGUCAGAAUGUUCCCAUUACCUUUAGUAUCACACACUGUAACUGGAGCUUGUCCAGCUAAUCAUGUUAUGUGGUGUUUCAGUAUACAAACGAGGAAGAUGAGGAUGACUGGGAUAUCUCCUCGUUGGAUGACCUAUCGGUAUCCGCCCCCGUGGGCAAGCCCACCGCCCCCGUGAGGAAGAGCCUGGACUCAAACAGCACUACCAGUGUCUGGGGAACCUCCACUGGGAAGGGACAGAAAACAGGUCAGUCUCACUCACUCUCACAGCUCCGGCUCCAUUCAGGUCCCUUUAUCCUUCACCUUCAGCCACUGAUGAUGUUUAUCCAUUCCCCAGGUCUGAAUGAAGCAGGAACCGGCAGCACUCUGAAGAGCAGCCUGGUCUCUGUCAGCGACUGGAGUGACGAUGAUGUAUAGCAUUAUGGAGGUGAUACGGGUUUACAGUUCUAGAAUGAUAAAACUCAAUAUGAUGUCCAUAGGAAUGAUUUGGAAGACAAAUAUACUUAUACAUGAUUUACGAUGCUGUUAGAAUAUCACUAUAUCAUAUAAAAGAGACUUAACAAAGAGAUCAUCUAUCUCUGCUCAGGACACAGUGUAUCUAUAGAGAUAUACACCUAUGACAGUGGUAGCCAUCUGCCUUGUGGCAGUUUUCAGUGUUUUUAUUUAAUAUAAAGAUGAUAUAUUAGCUAUAGAUAAUUGUCACCUUAGAGGUUUUAUGAAAUGUGAUAUUGCACUCCAUGUGAGGUACUUGUAUGAUUUGUGUCAAAACAAUUUACAUUAAAUGUGUAAGACAUUUGUGUGUCCUAUGAAAGAACAGGUCAGAAAAUGUGUUUUUGUAUAUAAAAUAUUUAUACAUGCUAUACAAGC